AUGGUCUGGUUUUUCAAUCCAGGAGAUGGGAUCAAGCCUAUCGGAUAUGUGAAUGCAAUAGCUGGAGGAGUGGCUACUUUCCUAGUUUCUGCCCCAGUAAUUGGAUUUGCAUAUCGGCAGCGGCCAAUAAAAAAAGCACAUGGACCUUGUUUGCAAUCCACCUCUGAAAUCGACCAAUAUCCGGAGCAACACGAGCAGCCAAGUCGAAAAUCCAAUGACUUGAUCAUGAAGUCUGCCCGCUCUUACAAAUGA
This is a messenger RNA of Dovyalis caffra, 252 nucleotides long. The record is from the annotation of a GenBank genome assembly. NCBI's taxonomy places the organism in Eukaryota, Viridiplantae, Streptophyta, Magnoliopsida, Malpighiales, Salicaceae.